Molecule: messenger RNA, 753 nt
Organism: Thermothielavioides terrestris NRRL 8126
Lineage: Eukaryota; Fungi; Ascomycota; Sordariomycetes; Sordariales; Chaetomiaceae
Exons: 1
Coding region: 1-753 (250 amino acids)
Source: RefSeq, a predicted model, not a curated record
AUGGAAUUCUGCACGCUGGCCCUGGAAAGCGCUGACGAUGGGGCCUCCGCCAAUAUUGGUCUCUACAAGCAGCCUCGUGCGCGAACAUUCUCUCUACAGGACAGCAUGCUUGACAAGAUCACCAAGGACGACUUCAACGCGGUGCUCGGACCCAAAGUGCAAGUAUUUUGGAACCUCGACGAGCAGCUCCCUCUCGACCUCUCCUGUUUCACCGUGCACCCGUCGGUCGCCGGCAUCAUGGGAAACACUAGACAGAGCAGUUCCGCCGUGGAAAACACGCACCAAGACACCAGGAUGGCUAGCAUCGCGGCCUCGUGUAUGCCCGUACACCCCUGCGCAAAGAGGGUCUCGGCGAACUUGGCCGACUCGGUCGUGACACCAACCAGGAACCGCGCGCCCAUGUUGAGCGGCGUCGCCGGGAGGCCGCGUGCAAGAUGGUGGCUUGCCAGCGACCACGUCUGCGACCAGGGCCUCUCGCCACGCGCCACCGGACCGGCAGCAGGCCCGCGGCGCAGCCAGAUCUUUACGGUCGUCGGCACGCCGGCCAUGUUCCGGCGCGUUGGGUGCGAGCAAAAGAAGGGGAUGCGGCGGCCCGGAUGCGGUCUUCUGUGGCAAAUGGAUUGGGAAGGGGAGAGCGUCGGGGAUGAUGUGGGAGAGACAUCGGCUAUACCGUGGCGCGCUCGAGGGCGCCGCGGCGAUCCAGCUGGUCGAGACAAGCACCACCCGCAAGCUGGCAAUGGCCAGGUCGACUGA